GAUGCAUCUAAAUAGAAAGUCUUUAAUCAAUGACGCGCUAAGAUCACAUGACCAACUAAAGCCUUACUGAGCCGCGCCGAGCUUUCAGGACUUGUGUAUCUGAAUCGCUUGCAUUCAGCUUAUCGAAGUUGCUUCGGCUCCAACAAGUUGUGUGUUUGCGUAAUGGAGAAGUUUUCAAUAUGGCGCGAUAAAGGGACUGGAAUAGCUCCAUUCCUACCUCAUCCUUCUUCAACUUUCCGCAGUGAUGGCGAUACUAGCGCACAAGCUAUCUGCUUGCGCGCCGGUAAUAUACUUCUUGCGAUAGUCUCGGUCGCGAUCAAAUUACCAUUGUGCCUAAUCUACUGUAUUUUGCAUUCAGUGAUAGUCUUGCUUCCUCUGCCUCCGGCAGUAAAAAGUUUAUCCACAAAAGUCUUGCUUCGCAUUAUCGGCCUGUUCUACUGGAGAGUAUCCUAUGCCAGUGGAAGAUCUGGUGUCAGAUCACGUCGUGCCUCUUCGUCUAAGAAGACACCGAACGCAGGCGAUGUUGUGGUUUCCAACUUCGUGUCUCCUUUGGAUGCCAUGGUAUAUUCUACUGAGUUCGAUUGCUGCUUCGUGAUUCCAACUCCAACCGGUGCUUAUCAGACCUACAACACUCUGCAGGCAUUUAUCGCUGCGACGAGGCUACCUAAUAUUACCAAGCUUAGUGGAUCAUCGUCGGUAUUGUCGGAUAUCGUGUCCAAAGCCAAAUCGAAAGAUAAAGUCGUCGUUCUCUUCGCUGAAGGCACCACAACUAACGGCAGAGGCUUCCUCUACUCUUCUGCCAUGAAAAUCAAGCUGGAUUCGACGUCUACCGAAAAUACAUUGAUCCCUUCCCAUAUCAAGUACACGCCGCCGGACGUCUCUACACCAGUACCUGUCUCGUCUGUUUUCAUAUACUUAUUGAAGUUGAUGUGCAAUUGGAAGGGCUGGAGUGUGAGAGUUCAGUUUGGCACACCUGUCCCACAAACCGCAGAAGGAAGUAUCGCUCAGUGCAUUGAUUCUAUCUGCACAUUGGGCCGGAUCAAAAAGCUCGGAGAUGAGCUCAAUGCCGAGUCAAAGGCUGAAUUUGUGAAGGCCUGGACAAAGAGCAGAUGCUAAGCUCAGCUGUCAUCACUUGGCUUGUCUUCAUAGACACAGUAGUAUGAUGUGUGAUCAGCUGUGACUAUCUAUUUCUUGCAGCUUUUUGGAAUUUGUAUUAUACAUCGGUUUGGUUUAUAUUGAGAAAGAAUGGAUCUGCUGUAUAUAAAAGGUUAUCAUUUUAUGAUCUAUCAUUUAACAUCACA
Myxozyma melibiosi is the source of this 1301-nucleotide messenger RNA. RefSeq lists its product as uncharacterized. NCBI's taxonomy places the organism in Eukaryota, Fungi, Ascomycota, Lipomycetes, Lipomycetales, Lipomycetaceae. Bases 163 to 1116 code for a protein of 317 amino acids. The record is from RefSeq and is a predicted model, not a curated record. The transcript is spliced from 2 exons.